AGUGUGAAAUACACCGGAAGUAAACCACAGAAGCGCAUUUAGCUUCAGCUGCACUUAUGUACUGCAAAUAGGGUGUUAUUAUAGUUCACUGAGAUUCUUACCGUUGCAACUAAACCCGAAUAAUGUCUGCAGUUCAGAGUUUGAGAGAGUUUGUCAACGAGAGACUGACUGCUGCUGCUGAUGAAAUAUUGGGAGUUUUUGAAAGAACUAUCGUCAAGUAUGAGGAAGAGAUUGAUCGUCAACGCAGACUGUUGAAAAUCUUACCCACAAUAAAGUUACACAGGAUUGAGCUCCCUCAGCAACAUGUCAGUAAGGAGGAGGAGGAUCUCGCUGAGCAGCAGCAGCAGCAGCAGCAGCACUGUAUUCAGGAGAACAGCUCCAGUCUGGGCCAAGAGGACCCAGAGCCUCCACAGAUUAAAGAGGAACAAGAGGCGCUGUGCAGCAGCGAGGAGCAGCUUGUACUGAAGCAGGACACUGACGACUUUAUGUUGACUCCGACUUGUAUGGAAAUUCAUCACAGUGAAGAUCAGACUCUAAACCUCACCAUCAAUGAGACUCAGAGUCCAGUUGAAGAAAAACCUCUAGGACAGUUUCAACUUCAACGCAAUGAAGCAUCAGAAGAAGGUAUUUUAAACACAAACAGUGACCACCAGCUCCUCUCUCACAACUCUCCACUAGCUGAGAGCCAAGAUCAGAAAGUUGGCACGUAUGGAGACUCGGGAUCAACUCAUGCAGAGCCAGAAUUAAACCAGCCAGAAAAUGCAGAGCCAGAAUUAAACCAGCCAGAUAAAACUAUUAGAGGUCAAAGCCACAAUGUUAACAGCACUACAUUGUCAGUAUUUCAUAAAUUCAAAUGUGAGAUAUGUGAAAAAGGUUUUCAGUACAACUCAAAAUUAAAGAGUCACAUGAGAGUCCACACGGGUGAGAAGCCAUAUUCUUGCAAAAUAUGUGGGAAAGACUUCAGAGGUAAAUGUAACUUAACCCUCCACCUGAGAGUCCACACAGGUGAGAAGCCAUAUUCUUGCAAAAUAUGUGGGAAAGACUUCAGAGGUAUAUGUAACUUAACCGUCCAUCUGAGAGUCCAUUCAGGUGAGAAGCCGUACGAUUGCAAGACCUGUGAGAGAAGAUUCAGUGAUAUAUCCGCAUUGAAGAAUCAUCUAAGAACCCACACAGGAGAAAAGCCAUUUCCUUGCCAAACAUGUGGAAAACAAUUCAGACACGUAUCAUCCUUGACUGUUCACAGUAGAACCCACACAGGUGAGAGGCCAUAUUCCUGCAAAACAUGUGGCAAAGGAUUCAAAUGUAGUAGUGAGUUAAAAAUCCACAUAAGAAGCCACACAGGUGAGAAGCCGUACCUUUGCAAGACGUGUGGUAAAAGAUUCAGUUACGGUUCAACAAUGACAACGCAUUUAAGGAUCCACACAGAUGAGAUGCCGUAUAGUUGCAAAACAUGUGGGAGAGUUUUCAGACGCAGCAGUGAUUUGUUAAGACACAUGAAAAAUGUCCACACUCGACACACACGCGAGGAACAACAUACACAGCAGAAGCCAUCGAGCUAAAACUGCUGAGGGAAAGUGUUCACAAACUUGAUGAAAUUCACUUUGCAGAAGCUAAAUGUACAUCACUUUAACCAAAAUGUCUUAAUUAAGAGAUUCAAAUGUUUUAUUUUAAAUGUUCCCUUCGUUUGACUGUUACAUAUACAUACAUUAUAAAUAUUUCCAUAAUUGGGGAUAAAUGAUAGUUCCACAGGGAGUUCACAGUACUGACUGUAGAAGCAAUGGUGUGAUCUUGAUGGAUGCUGGUUUUGUCUGAAUUUUUAUUUAUGAAGCAGCUUUGAAUAUGUGUUUUGUAAAUGUGCAACAAGGACUUCAAAUCCAUUUCUAUAAAACAAAAAAAUCACAUGAAAAGUCAUGCAUUUGUAAUGCCAUUAACUGUUUAGAAAGCAGUUGUGGUAGGAUUGACAAUAUGCUCCCCUUGGAUCUUGAAUAAAAUAUUUGAAUCAGG
This is a messenger RNA of Eleginops maclovinus (Patagonian blennie), 2004 nucleotides long. RefSeq names its product zinc finger protein OZF-like. NCBI's taxonomy places the organism in Eukaryota, Metazoa, Chordata, Actinopteri, Perciformes, Eleginopidae. Gene Ontology annotation, molecular function: RNA polymerase II cis-regulatory region sequence-specific DNA binding; DNA-binding transcription factor activity, RNA polymerase II-specific. Gene Ontology annotation, biological process: regulation of transcription by RNA polymerase II. Bases 123 to 1559 code for a protein of 478 amino acids. The transcript is spliced from 2 exons. The record is from RefSeq and is a predicted model, not a curated record.